Messenger RNA from Umbelopsis ramanniana AG, 1517 nucleotides. RefSeq lists its product as uncharacterized. Gene Ontology annotation, biological process: fungal-type cell wall organization. Gene Ontology annotation, cellular component: plasma membrane; fungal-type cell wall. The coding region runs from base 254 to 1453 and encodes 399 amino acids. Lineage: Eukaryota; Fungi; Mucoromycota; Umbelopsidomycetes; Umbelopsidales; Umbelopsidaceae. The record is from RefSeq and is a predicted model, not a curated record. The transcript has 2 exons.
UCAACAAUCAUGCGUUUACAUUACAUAUCUGUUAUGGCAGCUUUGAAACCGUUCAAAUAUUUUAGAGUGUCUGAUAUUCAUGUUGUAGUAGUUAUCUGCACAUUCUUGUUCUACAAUAUCAUUUCUAUUGGACACAAACAGAUAUGUCCAUAGAAGGUAGACCGCGGUCGUUAUAUAGAGCCAGUUUUCUCACCAUUUCAAGCAAAUCCUCAUAUUCAUUUUGACAUACGAAGAUCCUCAAACUUCUGAAACAAUGAUCAAGACCGUAUUUUUUGUAUUCUCCCUUACGCUCAUUGCCGCUGUAAAGGCAGAAGGCUGUUCUGGUGCGGCCACCAUAGCCUCACAAGCAGAUUUAGAUGCCAUCGGUUCUUGCAAGACAUAUACUGGUAGCAUCACCAUCGAUAAUUUGAACGCUGAAACAUUGCAAUUAAAGGGAGUGGAAACUGUCACAGGUGAUCUGUUAGUGAAGAACAAUGCAGCUCUGUCAAGCUUUAGUGCACCAGUUUUGCAAACCGUUCAAGGACAAUUGGAACUUUCAAACCAGGUCCACCUUGGAACUUUCCAGGCUCCUAAACUUCAAACAGUUAACGGCCUCACCCUGAGUGUACUUCCUGAACUCAUGGACCUUGGUUUCUUGAAUACGAUCAACGGCUUGAACAAAUUGUCACUUACCGAUACCAGAGCAGUCAAUAUUCAAAAUGCCAACAUUAACGGUCUGCAACAACUCACUUUGACCAACAACAAGAAUUUGACAUCUAUUCAAUUCCCUGGUCUUAUGAAGGUGGAUGGAGAGAUCUUCAUUACUGCAAACAGUGCUUCAUGCGCUCUCGAGCUCCCCAAGCUCACGUCAGCAAAGUCAGCCACCUUCCGUAACUUGAACAGCUUCGAUGCUUCAGCGUUAUCCGAAGUUUCACAAGACUUGUCUUUCAACCAGAACAACAUGCAACAGUUGUCAGUGGAUGGUUUGAAAACUCUGGGAGGCGCUUUAAUUGUGGUGGACAACAAUCAACUUAACAAAGUUUCCAUGAAUCAACUUACUCUUGUGGGUGGAACAUUUUCUAUUGGUAACAACAGCAACCUUGUCAACAUCGACGGAUUCCCCAAGUUGGAGCAGGUACGAGGCUCAAUCGACCUUUCUGGCGCCUUUGACAAGGUCGAUAUUCCAGCUCUCCAGGAUGUGCGUGGUGGCAUGCGCCUUCAAACGACUAGCAGUUCAUUCCAGUGCAAUGGCUUAGAUAACAUGCGUGUUACCGUCAUCAAGGGUACCUCAUUUGAUUGCAAAAGUAAUCUUGCAGCAGACCAGCUCGCUCCUACUGUCGGUCAAGGCAGUGGUACUCAGGUGAAUUCAAAGACUGCACCAAAACAAGAUUCUGCUGCAAGUUCUCGUCUCGGCGAUAUGCAAUCUUCCUUAUUUGCUUUUUCCAUGUUCCUUGGCUACAUUCUUCUAGGAUAGUCACAUAUGAAAUAAAAAACUUGAAAGCAUCGUUUACAUAACCUAACAAAACGAAAGAAAAGAA